GAAAGGCCUCGAAAAUCAAAUCAAAAUGCUUCUCGGAAAGCUCUUCACCCGCCUUGCCUUCGCGGCCACGGCAAUCGCCCCUGUUGCCUGUACCCCAAUUGCUGAGCCAGACGUCACCACUUUGGAGACAACCACAUCCACGACCACGGAGGCCAUAUCAGCGGAGGCCUUAGACGGUAUCCAAGAUUGCGGUUCCGUAUUCGUCAACAUCGUGAAGCUUCUAACCGACCUCCUGAAUUCCAUCACAGGCGCUUGCGAUACAAGUGCAAUUGCCGCUCUCAUCGACCUCGUGCUCAGUCUCCUUGCUCACAUAACCCUGAUUUCCGGUUGCCUCCUUACUAACAUUGAAGGUCUGUUUGGUGGGGUCCUGGCUCUUCUUGCGGGCGUCUUGCGCAGCUUGCAGUUGGAUAUUACUGGGUGCAUCUCUCUGUUCACUUCUGCUUGCGGCCCAUAUCACCACUAAGAGGAAAUUGAAGCGUGCUGCAAAUUGAAAAAAAUUCCACCAGGAAGGGUUCUGAAUUCG
This is a messenger RNA of Hyaloscypha bicolor E, 523 nucleotides long. RefSeq lists its product as uncharacterized. The coding region runs from base 26 to 463 and encodes 145 amino acids. The transcript is spliced from 5 exons. NCBI's taxonomy places the organism in Eukaryota, Fungi, Ascomycota, Leotiomycetes, Helotiales, Hyaloscyphaceae. The record is from RefSeq and is a predicted model, not a curated record.